AUGUCAAUGUCGCGCUCCCUUCUCCUGCCCGUCGCGCUCCCAUUUCCUGCUCGUCGCGCUCCCUUCUCCUGUUCGUCGCGCUCCCUUCUCCUGAUCGUCGCGCUCCCUUCUCCUGCUCGACGCGCUCCCUUCUCCUGCCCAUCGCGCACCAUUCCGUCACUUAUCAUUUCUGUCACUCAUGGGUGUCUUUGCCUCCCCCUUCCCUACGCGCUACUCCCCCUUCCCUACGCGCUGCUCCCCCUUCCCUACGCGCUGCUCCCCUUCCCUAGGCGCUGCUCCCCUCCCUACGCGCUGCUCCGCCUUCCCUUGCUACUCCUCCUUUCCUACGCGCUGCUCCCCUUCCCUAGACGCUUCUCCCCCUUCCCUACGCGCUAUUCCCCCUUCUCUACUCGCUGCUCCCCUUCCCUAGACGCUGCUCCCCCUCCCUACGCGCUGCUCCCCCUCCCUACGCGCUGCUCCCCUUCCCUACGCGCUACUCCCCUUCCCUACGCGCUACUCCCCUUCCCUACGCGCUACUCCCCCUUCCCACUUAUCCCUUCUCCUUCCUUUCCGUCUCGCCUUCUCUCCUUCCUUCCCUCUGUCCAUUCUCCGAAGCGUCAACCGCCUUGCAUCGGGCCUGUCACUCACACACUUACAUGUGACACUCACUCCCGUUCUGCAAACUCACUCCCCUCCUCUCCUCUCCCUUUCCCCAUGUCCUUCCCUCCGUUUCCCCCCCUGUCCCUUCCCUCCCGUUCCCCGUGUCCUUCCCUCCGUUUCCCACCUUGUCCCUCCCUCCACCUCCCCCCUGUCUUUCCCUUCGGUUCCCCCCUUGUUCCUCUCUCUCUUUCCCUGUGUCCUUCCCUCCUGGCCCCACCUUCCCCCUCCCUUCCUUUCCUCCAUUCCUAA
This is a messenger RNA of Closterium sp. NIES-65, 888 nucleotides long. Lineage: Eukaryota; Viridiplantae; Streptophyta; Zygnematophyceae; Desmidiales; Closteriaceae. The record is from the annotation of a GenBank genome assembly.